This is a messenger RNA of Raphanus sativus (radish), 1112 nucleotides long. Its product is annotated as peroxidase 25. The transcript is spliced from 4 exons. Gene Ontology annotation, biological process: response to oxidative stress; hydrogen peroxide catabolic process. Gene Ontology annotation, molecular function: peroxidase activity; heme binding. The record is from RefSeq and is a predicted model, not a curated record. Gene Ontology annotation, cellular component: plasmodesma; plant-type cell wall. Bases 38 to 1018 code for a protein of 326 amino acids. NCBI's taxonomy places the organism in Eukaryota, Viridiplantae, Streptophyta, Magnoliopsida, Brassicales, Brassicaceae.
GUACGUUAAUCGAUCACAAAGACUAAAAAAAGAGAAAAUGGGAGUUUACUUAGGCAACUAUUGUUUUGUAAUGAUAAUAGUGUUGGUGUUGGGAGCAGAAGUGAGAAGUCAGUCGUUAAAGAAUGGUUAUUAUUCAACGUCAUGUCCAAAAGCUGAGUCCAUAGUAAGGUCCACCGUUGAAUCCCACUUCGAUUCUGAUCCCACCAUUUCCCCUGGCUUGCUUAGGCUUCACUUUCAUGACUGUUUUGUUCAGGGUUGUGAUGGAUCGGUUUUGAUAAAAGGGAAAACUGCUGAGCAAGCAGCUCUAGCGAGUAGCGGUCUAAGAGGGUUUGAAGUGAUAGAUGAUGCGAAAGCUCGGCUUGAGUCUGUGUGUCCAGGAGUUGUGUCAUGUGCAGAUAUACUCGCGCUUGCUGCUCGUGACGCUGUUGACUUGAGUUCUGGACCAAGCUGGACAGUUCCAACGGGUCGUAAAGAUGGUAGAAUCUCAUUGGCAUCAGAAGCAUCGAAUUUACCUUCUCCACUUGACUCUGUUGCUGUUCAAAAGCAAAAGUUUCAAGCUAAAGGAUUGGAUACUCAUGAUCUCGUUACUCUACUUGGUGCACAUACAAUAGGACAAACGGACUGUCAAUUUUUUCGUUACCGUUUAUACAAUUUCACGGUGACUGGAAACUCCGACCCAACCAUAAGCCCAUCGUUUCUAACGCAGCUCAAGACUCUUUGUCCUCCUAAUGGAGACGGUUCGAAACGUGUUGCUCUUGACAUUGGUAGUCCAUCAAAUUUUGAUGUAAGCUUCUUCAAGAACGUACGAGACGGUAACGGCAUUUUGGAGUCGGACCAACGACUUUGGUCGGACUCUGAGACGAAUGACAUGGUGAAGAAGUAUGCGAGUACCAUCAGAGGAUUGUUAGGGUUUAGGUUUGAUAAUGAGUUUGGUAAAGCUAUGGUUAAGAUGAGUUCCAUUGAUGUAAAAUCAGAUGUUGAUGGCGAGGUUAGGAAAAUUUGUUCUCAAGUGAACUAGUUGAGUUAAACGUAAGAUAUAUAUAUAUAUAAAUAAUUGUCAUGUUUCCAAAAAAAAAGAUUACCAUUAAUGUUUUAGUUAAUAUUUGUCGUUA